Messenger RNA from Oncorhynchus gorbuscha (pink salmon), 2000 nucleotides. Its product is annotated as insulin-like growth factor-binding protein 4. The transcript has 4 exons. Gene Ontology annotation, molecular function: insulin-like growth factor I binding; insulin-like growth factor II binding. Gene Ontology annotation, biological process: regulation of insulin-like growth factor receptor signaling pathway. The record is from RefSeq and is a predicted model, not a curated record. Gene Ontology annotation, cellular component: extracellular region. The coding region runs from base 833 to 1621 and encodes 262 amino acids. NCBI's taxonomy places the organism in Eukaryota, Metazoa, Chordata, Actinopteri, Salmoniformes, Salmonidae.
AAAACGUGAGGGAGAGAGCAUGUGUGUGUGUGACUGUGUGCGAGCAUGAGUGAGCGACAGCAAGAGGAAAAGAGAGAGUGAGGGAGAGAGAGCGCGAGCGCUUGAGCCUGGCAUUUCUUCCCUGUGCCUUUCAGCUCCUCUCCCCCUGAAGAAGGAGGCGUGUCCAUUGGCCAGCAGUAUAAAUUCCAAGAGGAACCACUCGUGUAGAGCCAUUCUCAGGAGCAACCCAUUGCACUGCACCCCAUAUGGACGAGGAAAUUGCUACUCAACUUGAAAAACUUGACGCCCCUUCCCUACACCUGGACAUUGGCAAACCACAGACUUUUCUCUUUGCAUUAUAAAAGGCUUCAGGGGCUCUGUGUGAAUUCUUCUUGAAGGGAGAAAGACUCACCUAAAUAGACCAGUGGACAUUUGUUCCACUUCCCAACAAAUAACCACUUUGUGCGACUCAAAGACUUAAAGACUUUCGUCGCAUGGGAGAGCAAGGACUAGAUAUUUAACAGUCUUUGAUCAACCUGCAUUCUUUUUCCAACCUCCCAAACAUCCUAGGGCUAGGAAAUCAAGCCUAAGAAACGGUGAGGUAAAACAGCGGGGACAUUGUGUUCCAACUCUUGCCAAAACCCCUGCCACCCGCAACACCAACCAGCAGGCAACAUCAAAGACCAAACCCUCCAACCGCCUCCCUCCCAUUCCUUACCCUCCAAAACUAAAGCAGAGACCAAACAGUUGUGGGUGAGAGAGCAGAGAAACAGAAGGAAUACUAACAAACAAACUGCAGGAAGUGCAAGAGAAAUCGAGGGCAAAGAUUUGAGAUCACGCCUUCGGGACUGCCAUGGUGCGAGGUGGCGGUGCGGCUAUAGCGCCACCCUGCUGGGGCCUGUGGGCGGUGGGCGCCCUUUCGCUGGCGACCCUGUGUCUGACGGAGGAGGCCAUCCGCUGCCCCGUGUGCUCCGAGGAGCGGCUGGCCAGCUGCCAGCUGCCUGAUGGCAGCUGCGAAGAGACGGUGAGGGAGGCGGGCUGCGGCUGCUGCCCCACCUGCGCCCUGGCCAAGGGGGUGCACUGCGGCGUCUACUCGCCCCGCUGCGGCACCGGACUCCGCUGCUAUCCGCCACGGAAUGUGGAGAGGCCCCUCCACUCGCUCAUGCAUGGCCAGGGAGUGUGCACCGACGAGAGGGAUGUGGAAGAGAACUCAGCGAUGGACCGGCACGGUGAGACCAUCCCUGAGCACCCCAACAACAGCAACAUCCGCUGCAGUCCCCAGGACAAGCGCUGCAUCCAGAAGACCCUGGCCCGCCACCCCGCCAAAUCCACCAACCAGAGAAGCAACAACGCCAGGGAGGACCCAAAGGCUGCCCUGGCUCCAUGUCGUGCUGAGCUGCAGAGAGCGCUGGACCGACUGGUGUCCAACACUCGCACCCAUGAGGAUCUCUACAGUAUCCCCAUACCCAACUGUGACAAGAACGGAGACUUCCAUGCCAAGCAGUGCCAGCCAGCACGUGACGGGCAGCGGGGAAAGUGCUGGUGUGUCGACCAGAAGACGGGCAUGAGGCUGCCAGGGCCCCUGGAGCUGCGGGGGGAACUGGACUGCCACCAGUUAAUGACUGUACCUAUGAGAGAGUGAGGAGGGGACCGGCGGGGGCCCUGGGGGGCCAGGGCUAGGGCUAGGGCCUAGGGCCAGCCAAAUUCUACUGGUGCUGUUUAGUUACAACUAUGGAAGGAAAGGACUUAACCCUAAAGCCCCACUUCACGUGAGGCUAACGGUACUUGCUUGAUAUGAAAAAGAUAAAAGGAAACCAUAUAAUUUUGCUAUUUUGCUAUUGUUUGUUUUCGUGUGUGAGCGUAUGUCUGUAUGCAUCUUUUUGAGCACAUGUGUGUAUUUUAUGAUUCUGUGAAGUUAGGCAGAUGCUCUUGCUUUAAAUAACAAGUGGCAAACAACAGACUCCCGAAUAAAAGUGUUGUAAACAUUCUUCUCAAAACAGGACAACAUUGGUUUAGUGUAG